Messenger RNA from Schizophyllum commune H4-8, 1201 nucleotides. Its product is annotated as GNS1/SUR4 membrane protein. Gene Ontology annotation, cellular component: endoplasmic reticulum membrane. Lineage: Eukaryota; Fungi; Basidiomycota; Agaricomycetes; Agaricales; Schizophyllaceae. The coding region runs from base 114 to 980 and encodes 288 amino acids. Gene Ontology annotation, molecular function: fatty acid elongase activity. The transcript has 8 exons. Gene Ontology annotation, biological process: fatty acid elongation, saturated fatty acid; very long-chain fatty acid biosynthetic process; fatty acid elongation, polyunsaturated fatty acid. The record is from RefSeq and is a predicted model, not a curated record.
CAAUCACAUGUCUUGGAACCCAUCCGGUCACGCGACGUGACACGUCGUGAGGGUGAUUUUUUGCGCCGACUCGUACCCUCCUCCUCCAUCCGGUCCCCUCACUCUCGUCCACUAUGGCGCUCGCCGACAUCCUUCUUGCCUAUGUCCCCGCCGGCAUCCCCGAGCAUCUCACGUCUUAUGUCCAUGCAAAGACCCCCAUGUCGACGACGCCCGCGGUCGUCGCGGCGCUGACCUCGUAUCUCGCCAUUAUCUUCGGAAUUCAGGCCGUUAUGAAAAAUCAGCAGCCUCUCAAGCUCAAUACGCUCUUCCGCAUCCACAAUGUCUUCCUCAGCUCGGGGAGCUUGUUGCUGUUGGUGCUCAUGGUUGAGGAAGUUGCGCCCAUCGUGUGGAAGCACGGACUCUUCUACAGUAUUUGUAACGAGGGUGCUUGGACGCCGCGUCUUGAAUUCUACUAUAUGAUCAACUACUACUUUAAAUACAUCGAGUUGCUCGACACGGUAUUCCUGGCGCUCAAGAAGAAGCCUCUGCAAUUCCUGCACGUCUUCCAUCACUCCGCCACCGCUCUCCUCACCUACUCGCAGCUGGAAGGGAAGACCAGUAUCUCAUGGGUUGUCAUCUCACUUAACCUCGCGGUUCAUGUCCUUAUGUACUACUACUACUGGGCUUCGGCGGGCGGCGCCAAGAUCUGGUGGAAGAAGCAUCUCACCACCAUGCAAAUCGUUCAAUUUAUCAUCGACUUGCACUUUGUGUACUUCGGGACGUAUUCGCAUUUCACCUACUCUUACUGGCCGAACUUGCCUAAUAUGGGUAACUGUGCUGGGGCGGAGUCUGCGGCACUUUUCGGUUGUGGGUUGCUUACAAGCUACCUCUUCCUCUUCAUCGACUUCUACUUCCGGACGUACAAGAAGUCCCAACAGCAGAAGGGCAAGGCUGCUGCCAACGGCAAGGCGAACGGUACUGCCAACGGUAAGGCGCAGUAAUACGAAGCGGCUGACGACUAUGGAGAUGCGGCGGGGUCGGCAACUGCGGCGAAAAGUCAUGCACUCACACUCCUUUUGGUACCCGCAUAUUACAGGCUCAUCACCUUUCAUAAUACAAUACCACCUGGCGAGGGUCCGGAGAUGCUCGUAGCUUGUGAUGAUCAGUAUACCAAUCCAGGAUGCCCUUAUGAGUUGAGAUGUCGAUUCUCGACCGGCUGGCU